Fundulus heteroclitus (mummichog) is the source of this 2881-nucleotide messenger RNA. RefSeq lists its product as uncharacterized. The transcript is spliced from 3 exons. NCBI's taxonomy places the organism in Eukaryota, Metazoa, Chordata, Actinopteri, Cyprinodontiformes, Fundulidae. The coding region runs from base 734 to 1306 and encodes 190 amino acids. The record is from RefSeq and is a predicted model, not a curated record.
UUGAAACUCGUCCAUACGCUCGAUGAGAACUGUUACUUUCUGAAAAGUGUCUCUGUGUCCUUCAGUCACCAAACAGGGAGGUUGCAGCUGACACCUGAUAGGGCGACACCUCCAGAAACCUGAGCCCAACUCCACUUUCUAUUGGCUGAUCAGGUUCCAGGAGCAGGUAUUGAUCAUGAAGCUGCUCCUGUUUGCUAGUUUAUCAGAUAUCAGCAGGCGACAGUCUGGAUAAUCAGGGUUGCUUUCUUUUUUAACUGAACCUCGUCUAGGGUUAUUAAUAACUUACUGAUCAGUUAUUAUUGUCAUUUCUAUACAGUUGUUUUCUUAAUGUGAGGUCUUUAUUACAGAGUCAGGUUUCAACUCAUUGGUGUGUGUGCUGGUUGAACGAGACUGAAUUAUUGAUAAAGAUAAGUCUCUCUCUCUCUCCAGCUCUGAGAGGAACAAAAAGGACAGAACAGAAGACAAGGACGCAGCAGAGGGGAGAGAUGAGACGAAAAGACAAGUCACACCAACAAAAAACAAAACAGAAACAGGUCUAUAAGAAAGGAGGAAACAAAAUAAACGGCUGAAUCAAGACAAAAGGAUAAAUGGAACAAAGGGUGGCAAGUGAGAACGGCAGAUAAAUAUGAAGGAACUAAAAAAGAACAAGUGACGAAGAACUAAAGAAAGGGAAGACAGAAAAGACAGAGGAAGAAGAGGACAGGAUGUGAAAGUGACAACAAAUUCUGGAAAGAUGCCUCAUGUCAUGAGAAAGGAAGAUGAAGAGGAGGAAGACGACACCUGUCAGCCCCACCCUCCUCCCUUCCCUUCUGUUCCCACAGUGACAGCAAUGUCUGGGAGACGGCCGGACCUGGUGUGCAUCGUGUGUUUCGGCAGCUACGACCUAUCGACGAGGUUGCCGCGGCGUCUGCACUGCGGCCACGCCUUCUGCCAGGCCUGUCUGAAGAGACUGGACACGGUGAUCAAUGAGCAGGUGUGGAUCCCCUGUCCUCAGUGUCGGCAGAACACACCACGGCCCAGAGGAGGAGCAGCGGGUCUGGACCUGGACCUGGCCUCCUUCCUGGCAGUGAAGGCCCAGCAGACCUAUAUCUCCUGUUCCUCAUCCUCCUGGAGCUCUGCUCGCAUGGACGGGGCCAAGGCUGGGGGCGCAGUCAGCGAUGGCAAGCCUUGGCUGGGGAAAGAAGCUCCAGAUGAUGGCUGGCUCCACGGUGGCCUGGCUGAGCCUCGUUUUCAACGCUACGGCAACUGCUGCCCAGCGCCAUCCUGCUGGCUGUGCUGCUGGUUCUGCUGCCCAGGGCGGGGAUGACUUAGUUACUUAAUGCAAGGUCCAGUUCAGGUGUGCACUGAUCCGUCCUAGCUGAUCUGAUCACAUGUCCACACCUGACGGAAGGACAUGUUAAGAUGGCCAGGUGAUGACUGCUGAGGUACAUCGUCAAACCUGGGGACCACUGAAGUGAAGCAGAUAAAAACGCCUCAGACUUCCUCUGAAGGAGAACAUUAAAGGAUUUCUCUCUAUCCAGAUCUGAUCAUCCCUGAUUGAUAUUAGUGUGAGGACACAUCAGUGUCUAAAUGUAUAUAUAAAGAAAAUAGAACAAAGAACAAAAGUCUUUAAAGAUGUUCUGAUUGUGUUGGCAUAUCAUAUAAAGAGGUUUACAUGUUUGGAUCUUCUUUUUUCAGUAGAUCUCUUAUCACCUCCAGGGAUUAUUCAGGGAUUUUUCUGGUGGUUUAAUCUACACAUUACUGACUUUCACACAAGUUACCCUGGAGAUGGUCCUGGUCUGAACGAGCUAACAUUCUGAUCUAGUUGAUCCUGCCGUGUUUGUUCAGCCAGAAGUCUUCAGAUGUUUGGCUUCAGGAUCUGUUUCCUGUACCGGAUCUUCAGGUCCAGAACCGGACUGGAGCGCCCACCGGUCCACAGAUCAACUACUGUUUUCAUACUGCAAUGUUUUGCACGAAUGUGCUGAAUAAUCCCACCUGCUGUUCACUUGACAUUAACUAUGAGCUACAAAGACACAGUCGAUAAAUAUAUCACAUAUAAUAUUAUAAUAAUAUUAUAUAUAAUAUUAAAUAAUAAUAUUGCUAAUACUGAUAACCCUGCCACUGUUAUAGCAGUGUAGAUCAGACUGGAGGCAAAUGUGUAAUUUCAUUAUUCAAUCAAACAUAAAAGAUUGUCAUCAGACUGCAAUGAAAUAAUUUAGUAUUUUUCUUCCAUAACUGUGUGUAUUUGCUUUUUUAAAGUAUAGAAUACAUAAAGAGUGGGAGUUGCAUGCGGUAUUAUGAAAUCUCAUUCAAAGCUCCUCUGUUUACUGAACGAGAUGAAUGCUUCCAGAUAUUUUCAGCAUGGAAGUGAUUCUUUCCGGUAGGAGAGCUGAUGCCAUUUGCUGUAGCCUCUGAUCCAACGUCGGUCUGUAUGACUUUUUCCAGGAUUCAGAUAUACAUCUUUAGCAUUGACCUGGAUCCAUGAGUGAUCUCUGGGUAAAGGCCAAACACAAACAACCUGGGUCUGGUUUUACACUUGGAAAUCAUCUCUUCCCAAAACGGUAUUAUUUUCUAGCAGUACCACAUAAAAUGUACCAAAGUUCCUUUGUGCUCUAUACACUUUAGGCACACAUCAGGUAUAUCACCAUUAUAUCUGUUCUGUUUUUCUGUUGUUAUACACCCGCAUUAACCGUUUAAACUGGAUCAUUUUAAGGUUCGGGUCAAUAAAUCUGGAAUGAGUGGAAGUUUGUGCUUUCAGACAGGCCUUCUGCCAUUCCUCUACUGAUAUAUUUCAUUGCAAGUCUUCACACCACACCACGCCUUCCUUUUGUGUUCUGACGAUAUCUGGGAGCUGUCUUUAAUGACGUUGUAAAAGCCGGAUAUUUGGCCCUUUUUUAAAUGG